Lichtheimia ornata is the source of this 2076-nucleotide messenger RNA. RefSeq lists its product as uncharacterized. The transcript is spliced from 3 exons. Gene Ontology annotation, molecular function: DNA-binding transcription factor activity, RNA polymerase II-specific; zinc ion binding. Gene Ontology annotation, biological process: regulation of DNA-templated transcription. NCBI's taxonomy places the organism in Eukaryota, Fungi, Mucoromycota, Mucoromycetes, Mucorales, Lichtheimiaceae. The record is from RefSeq and is a predicted model, not a curated record. Bases 1 to 2076 code for a protein of 691 amino acids.
AUGCAGGCACCUUCUCAGCAGCUGCUGCCGCCGUCUUCGUCUGCAACUCAAAGACAACUUCCCCACAAUCUUCCAUCGCCAGAUUCCGAUCUCGAUUCAGCUUCCAUGGUCAUUUUACCUUCCUCUCCCUCUUCGGCUCUUGUUAAUUCUCCUUCCACUACAACAACCACAACUACUACAACAACAACAACAACCAAUGACGCUGAUUCACAACCCACGCCUAUGGUUGUUCCCGCAAAACGUGGAUACAAGUCUCAUGUCCCUAGUGCUUGUGUCAACUGCAAAAAGGCUCAUUUAGCAUGUGAUGUAUCAAGACCGUGCAAGCGAUGUGUGUCAUCAGGGAAAGCAUCGACAUGUCAAGAUGUGCAGCAUAAGAAACGAGGACGACCAAAGUUGAAUGAUACAAAACGACUCAAUAUCAUGUAUGGGGGAUCAAUGAUUAUUCAAACGCCUGCUUCAAUCAUGCAAAAGAACACGCCAUCCACGAGCUUUUCCUUUGUUCACGAACCUGUGGAAUCAUUUCGUGGUCAACAGCAACAAGAAAUCACAUGGAACAAGGAUGAUCUUAUAGCCACUCGUAAAGAUCAACAUGAAUCAUCGUCAAUAUCACCAACCCCCGCUGCACAGCAACCGCAACCACAGCAACCAUCACCAUCACCACGACAACCAUCAUCAUCAUUUUCAUCUCCUGCAUUAUCCUUUGUCACCACAUCAUCUUCACCAGCAAUACAAUCAUCCUCAUCAUCCUCAUCCUCAACAUCACCAACUACGAUUACCAUGUUUCUAUCGAUGGAAAUGUGCUGUGCUCGAGCAUCGGAGGAAACAAAGGAAUCAUGGGGAUAUGAUCCAAACGAGUUGAUGCAUCGUUCCUUAUAUGGUCUCAUUUCUUCGCAUGACACUGACCGGCUGGCACGGUUACAUCGAUUAUUACUUGAUAAUAUUAUGGAUAUUACACGGCAAUACGGCAAAGAGUUCCGACCAGAUGCUCGACCACCCCCUUCAGAACGCACAACAUCACCACUUUUUCAUCAAAUUGAACCAGAAAAGUUGAUGGUCCCUGCGAGAGGAUCGGAAGUGUUUAUGGAUACCAUUCAUGUCAAGAAACAAUCCGGGGAUUAUGAGCUAUAUCAAAUGCAAGUCUCAUUGGGCGCUGGGCUUGGUGCCGAUUUGACAAGGCCUUCAACAUUGAACAAGUUGUAUAUUGUGGCAGAAUUAAGGAAACAUGAAUAUCGAGUGAGAGGACCUUAUCAAUUGGAUCAAGUGGUGAGCAACAACAAAGACAACGUCAACAACAGCAACAGUGGCACCAACAGCAACAACACUCGUCAACAUAUGAAUAAGAACAAUCGUCGGCCUUUAUCAAAGUUCCAGCCUCUUCCCAGCAAUAGCAGCAACCACAUUAACAAUAACGUCGGCCAUCCAUCUUAUCACCAUCGACCUUUGAUGCCACGUACACUUACAUCACAACCUCCUCGAUCAGGAUCAUUACAAGUACGACAAGGAUUACUGCCAGGUCAUUUUACUACCAAUUCACAGCUUAAUACGGUGACGUUAUCUACCAAAAAGUUGGAUAUUAUGCCCAAGGUGAAUGUUGCCCCGGUGACAGCAGAUAAGCGACAUCAGCCAAUGGAGAAUAAGGUUGCCGAUCGACUAUUUCCAUCGUUGAGUGGAUCUUGUUUUCGGCAGAUAGCCACCAAUGCUGAUAAUACCAUGCGGCGACAAAGUGGAGGAGGAGGAGGAAAUGGCACUAGUUCCACAACGCCGAUCCAUGUUAGUCCAGGCCUAUCUUAUCGAUUACCGCCUAAUACUACUGCAGCAGGAGGUGGUAGUGGAGGAGCAGCAGGAGGAGGCAAUACGAUUCCAUCAAGACGAGUGAUACCAUCAGUGACCCAUCCCACCACACAAUAUUUUCUACAAACAUCCAGCAGUACUUUGAAUGCAGCAGCUUCAGCAGCGCAAAGGACAAUGAAGCAAACAAGUAUUCCUGAAUUGGAGAGCAGCACAGCAGCGGCGGCUGUUGGCAAGACGGACUCGAAUCGAAAAACGGAAAUGAGUGUCCGAUCGCUCUUGUGCUAA